Molecule: messenger RNA, 1139 nt
Organism: Racocetra persica
Lineage: Eukaryota; Fungi; Glomeromycota; Glomeromycetes; Diversisporales; Gigasporaceae
Source: the annotation of a GenBank genome assembly
CUUCUAUGUUUCUCAAUUCUAUUUCGUCUCAAAAUUCGCUUUCCAGCGAAAUCGCAGAGAAAUCACAAAACACAAACACAACAAAAUUUUCUUCGUCAGAUAUGCCUACUAAUUUUAUAAAACCGCCAUUUCCGCCAAUGAUCAAAGUUUCCGAUAUAAUCUCCAAAAGAGAUCCAACUCAAAUAAAUUUAAAAGGCCCCAAUGCCUUCUUAAUUUAUCGCAAGGCAUUUCUAGAACAUUUGUCAACUGUAAUGCAUUUAACUUCCAUCGCUAAUUAUUCAUCAUCGUCUUUAAUUAGUAACGAAAGCAGACCAAAAGAUUAUGGUAUAAAAUCUCAUUUAAAAAUGACAGAAUUUUCAAAAUUUGUUAGUAUUUGUUGGAAUUCUGAGCCUGAAUUCGUUAAAGAAACUUAUAAAAAUAUGGCAAAACAAGUUAAAGAUGAAUUGGAACAAUUAAGAAAGAAUAAUUCUUCAUCAAGGAUAGGUAGAUCAAAAGUUAUUUGGAGAAAUGCGAAAUGCCCAUUCAUGAAGAAGAAAAAAGUUGAGAAUUCAAAUACACAAUUACUUAAAAACCUUAAUAAUUUGAGAAAAGGUAAUGUUAGCGAUGAAAUUGCAAAAAGUGGAUCUAAAAAUAAUAAAGAACAUGGAAAUGAUGGUAAAGAGAAAGGAAAUGUGAAUAUAAAGAAAGAAAAGUCACGGACUAAAAACGGAUCUAUUGGACAUUCAAAACCAAAAGAACUUGCAAACAAUAUUGUAUAUGAAUUUGUUCCUAUAUCACCGGAAACUGUAAAAGCUAGUCAACCAAAGGAAAAAUCAAAGGUUAAACCAUCCGAAGAUACUCCUUGGGUUACUGAAUCUACUUUUACAGUUGUUCCAAAUUCUACCUUUACAAGUACACCAACAUCUGAACUGAUUAGUAACAACGAUUGUAAUAUUGCGUAUUCCGUAGCACAUUCAUCAGACAAUUCGAACUAUAUUACAAGUGAAGAAAUUGAUUGGGAUUUAAAUUUCUUAACUGCGCAAUAUCCGGUGGAACAAAUAUUUUAUGACAAUUGUAUGUUUCAAAAUCUCUCGCAGGGAUUACCAAAUGAGAGAAUUGGUGUUGAAUUGCAGGAUUUAUAUUUACAAAGUUAUCUUUGA